CCUUCAGCUCGUCGACCAUAGUUUCGAAAAGUUUCGUGGUCUCCGCGAUUGCGCUCUUGAGCAUACUCUCCAUGACAGAGGAGUACUUUGUCUGAAAAUCGUCCGCCGACAUUUUGGUAUGGUUUACCGUUCGUCUGAGUUUAGGUAUGAGUCCACUUUUACGAGUACAUUUACUGUGUCGUUAUUAAAAAAACAUGGCUUUAGGAGCUAACUCAACAUGGCUCCUUCCCGUCGUGGCCAGCGGUCUCUCUGCUUUGUGUGACGCACUUCGACGGAAGGAGGGAGUUGAGCACAUAUCCGGUGAUCCACAUAAAUGCCAAACUGUUUGUUUUAUAUAUAACUAAAUCAAUUGGAAAGAUAACAAUAAACUGCUACAUGUAUGAGAUAUUGAUUACCAUUAACGCUCUAUGUGCAAUUAUUGACCAGGAAGCGUCAUUCUUUAACAGACACCCAUGCAGCUGAAACGCUUAAGAUUGUCCCAACUCACGACCCGUAUGUUAAUCUCGGAAGUAUGGUUGUUUGCGGAAUCAACAGGAAAUGAAAGCCCAACGGCAUUUUGUAACGUUGGAUUACAGCUAAGAAAUUAAACUGUUUUUUUGCUACCAAACCCACCUUAGACUAAACAUAAAUUAUAUGAUGGUUAACGGUGGUUAUUUUAAGUUUCAGAUAAGUACGCAUCGCAUGGGUCGGAAUCUAGCUUUAUCUAACUAGCAUUCACAACUAGUGCAGCAAGCUAGUUAAGCUAAUGUUGACAUUACAAGCAAGUCUACAGUUUGAUUAACUUCGCGUUUGGUGUGGUGGAAGUAACCACACGGUCAUCGUGGACCAACCAAAAUACGCGUACGGCUUGUUAACCGUUACCUGGACUGAAAACCGAGUUAAAGACAGAACUUAAAGAGACCAACGUUAGCUGUGCCUGACCACUGCCACUCCGCUGCAGUCUUUGCCAGUUGGAAGUUGCUGCUUUUCAGUGCACUGAAAUUAAAGGACUGUUGUCACACAUCAUUGGCACAAUGGCCGACACAAUAGUCACGUUUCAGUCCCAGCUUUCUGGUGUCAUGGAGACGGUUUUCAAAGCUGCCAUGUAUGAGAUCACGCGGCUGGUGGAGGACAGUUUUGUGGAAGAGGUAACGAGGUGCAGGGAGCAGGUCGAGUCCCUGAAGAGGCGACUGAAGUGGUCGGAGAGUCGCCGUAAAGACAGAGAUGGAGACAGGAGGGGACGAUGCCUCGACUGCGGAAGAGUCGGGUUUUCCGGUGAGGACAAUCUGUGUGCGACAGAGAGAAGUCUGAAACAGGAGAGUCUGUUGCCAGAAGAGAUAAAUAGCUCCCGAAGCACUGAAGGAGGGACACCUAGUCACGAAGAGACGAGACCAGAGGCCCACAGUGCAAUGGCAGCACCACAGUCUCCAGGUGUACGGGGUGAAAAGCUGAGUAGGCUGCUGAAAGAGGAAGCCCUUCAGAUCACACCGGAAACUAAUGAGUCCCAAGAGAGAUGGGGAGUCAAUUUGGAUGAAACGGAGGCAUCAGGUCUGCCGGGGCCCAGUAAACGUUUCAGUGACCAGAAGAUCCCAAAGAGUCAUCUGAGCUGGGGAGCUGGCUAUGACCAGAGGCCAGAACCAGGCCAAGAUGGACACUCAGGUGACCCAUCUGAACCACAUUUCCAGAGCAGGUAUGGUAUGGAAGAAUUAGGUGGCUUUGGCAAGACUGGCUAUGGAGACUCCAAUAUGAUAGACAUGGGUAACUUGGAUGGGUUACAAGGAUCACCAUCCCAACUGGGUGAGGAUCUGAGCUACAUGGGGCACUAUGAGGGAGAUGUGGAAGCACCAGAAGGAGCCGAGCAUCAAGAUUACCAAACAGGUGCUGCACGAAAUAGAGGGGGCACGGUCGGUUCACCUGCCGGCUCUCCCACAAGGACAAACAUUCAUGUAAGUGGAGAGCUAAGCUGUUUAUUGAUCAAUGAAGAAGGUUAUCUACAGGACCCGAGUAUUUUGUACCCUGAACAUGUGUCUAGUGAUCCAGGCGGCAGGUUGAACUUCAGGGGCCAAGGCAUUCGCACUGACCCAUCUUUAGACAGCACAGAGGAUAUGUAUAGACCGUCAGAUGCAUACAGUGACACCUUAAACCUGGGAGAGAGGCUGCAGCAUCAGGCCGGAGGAAGAGGAGGAAGGAGACAGACCUGUAACCAGUGCUCCAUGUCUUUCCCUGAUUCAGCCUCACUAAAGGCCCACAGGCAGACACAUAAAGGCACCGGACAAGUGCCACCAUAUUCCUGCACCCAAUGCGGAAAGACCUUCACUCAAGCCUGUAACCUCAAAGUCCACCAGAGGAUCCAUUCGGGGCAGGGACUCCACCUCUGCAGCCAUUGUGGGAAAGGUUUCCCUUCUUUCUCUGACCUAAAGACACACAAGUGUGGCCAAACAGGUGACAAACCUUACUGCUGCACUGUAUGCGGGAACAAGUUCAGUCGCCUCUGGAAUCUGAAGUUGCACCGGAGAAUUCACACACAGGAAAAACCUCAUCGGUGCACCAUGUGUGAUAAGAGCUUCACACGGGCAGACAUAUUGAAGGUUCACCAUCGUACCCACACUGGGGAAAGACCAUACUGCUGCACUGUCUGUGGCCUCAGCUUCAAACGCCUGGAUCAUCUGAAAUCACAUCAACGCAAACACAUAACGGAUCUAUAAAGCUAGGGACGUUUUGUGGAGAGAGCGUCAGAAAUAUUCUGUUUUGGUUUUAAAAAUGAACGUUUUAAAUCGUGAUCCUUCAAUGUUUAUUUUUUUCUUCUCUUCAAUUCCAAGCCCUUUGUAUUAAAAAAAACAAAAACCUUUUGUUUCCAUGAAAAAUGUCAGACAAAGAUGAAAUGCGUCUUUAUUUGUACACAUUUAUUGCUGCAUAUUUUGGUUAAGUAAAGUUUAAAAAGGGCAGAGUAACAUUGUCCUCGUGAUUACAUUUCAAAUUUGAAAUAAAAUUUAAAAAAAGUC
Molecule: messenger RNA, 2981 nt
Organism: Anarrhichthys ocellatus (wolf-eel)
Lineage: Eukaryota; Metazoa; Chordata; Actinopteri; Perciformes; Anarhichadidae
Product: zinc finger and SCAN domain-containing protein 2
Exons: 4
Coding region: 1014-2684 (556 amino acids)
Biological process (GO): regulation of gene expression
Cellular component (GO): nucleus
Source: RefSeq, a predicted model, not a curated record